AUGGCAAACGUAUCCAGUGACAGUUCGGUUUAUAGGAUGAUCCAGCAGAUUCAAGAUCGUAUCACACGACUUGAGGAGGUGAGCAAACCCGUGGAAUCUGCUAGGGAGCUAAACAAACAAAGUGAGGGGAAGAGAACCAUGCCAAAAAAUCUAAAGAGGCCUCACCAUGAACCCCUCGAUGAUGGCCGAUUCAAGGAUCCAUAUGACCGAGAAUAUCGUCGACCAACUCGUGAUGAGAAGGCUGAUCCAAAGUUCAAACUUUUCGUGUUUACUGGAAAGGAGGAGCCCGAGGUCUAUCUUGAGUGGGAGCGCCAAAUGGAUGCCAAUUUCGAAUGUUAUUCCUUGACGAACAGAAGGAAGAUUCACUAUGCGGCUGCCCAUCUUGCCGAAGAUGCCAUCAUGUGGUGGGAACGAGAAGAACGAAAUCGACGACGUGCACAUUAUGAACCGGUUUCCACUUGGAAGGAGAUGAAAAUCCUCAUGCGAAAAAGGAACCAAAGUCAUUUGCCCAGUGGAAGUUCCAUCCGACAAGAGGUGAGCAUCAAGGAUAACGGGGCAUAUCACUCAAUCGCGUUGGCUGUGGGGAGGCACCUUGAGGAUGAUUUCGAAGUUCCAUCUAACAAGGAGACCAAGAGCGUGACCGAAAAGAAAGAAACGGUCGAGAAUCUCGGCUUUGUGAUGGAAACAAAACCCAAAAGUUUGGCAAAUGUGAGUGAAGAGCGGCAAUAUGUCAAGGAGAAUGCAUUCGUAGUCACGAGUAACAAGAAGGAAUAUGAUGCCAAAGAAAGCGAGGAUGAGAAGCCGAAGGAAAACAUUUGGUGA
Molecule: messenger RNA, 822 nt
Organism: Tarenaya hassleriana
Lineage: Eukaryota; Viridiplantae; Streptophyta; Magnoliopsida; Brassicales; Cleomaceae
Exons: 3
Coding region: 1-822 (273 amino acids)
Source: RefSeq, a predicted model, not a curated record